AAGGCGGGGCCGGUGGAGGGAGAGGGGGGCGGCCAAGAUGGCGGCGGCGGCGGUGGCGGGGUGAGGCGGCGGUGGCGGCGAUGAUGUCCGGGGCGGAGGAUCGUGAGGCCGGCGGGGGCCCGGCCGCCCCCUCCGCCCCCUCCGCGGCCCUCCCCGGCCCCGCGGCGGCGGCGGCAGGCGGCCCGGGCGAGGCGGGAGGCGCCGAGGAGGCGGGUUCGCUGCUCGGUGGGGCCCGGCCUCACGGCGAGGCGGGCGCCGACCCCGACGCGCCGCCCAAGAAACGGUUGAGGGCGGCGGGGACGGGAGCGGGGGGGCCCGAGGGGGCGGCGGGCAGCGUCAAGCUGGAGGAGCGGCUCUACUCCGUCCUGUGCUGCACCGUCUGCCUCGACCUGCCCAAGGCCUCGGUCUACCAGUGCACCAACGGGCACCUGAUGUGCGCCGGCUGCUUCAUCCACCUCCUGGCGGACGCGCGGCUAAAGGAGGAACAAGCCACUUGCCCGAAUUGCCGCUGCGAGAUCAGUAAGAGCCUCUGCUGCCGCAACCUGGCCGUGGAAAAAGCCGUCAGCGAGCUGCCCUCCGAGUGCGGCUUCUGCAUGCAGCAAUUCCCCCGCUCCCUCCUGGAGAGGCACCAGAAAGAGGAAUGCCAGGACAGGGUGACCCAGUGCAAAUACAAGCGGAUCGGGUGCCCGUGGCAGGGUCCCUACCACGAGCUGACGGUGCACGAAGCCGAAUGCACCCACCCCACCAAAACCGGCAACGAGCUGAUGGAGAUUUUAGACGAAAUGGACCAAACGCGGAAAAAAGAAAUGCAGCUUUAUAACAGCAUCUUCAGCCUGCUCAGCUUCGAGAAGAUCGGCUACACAGAGGUGCAGUUCCGGCCGUACCGCACGGACGACUUCAUCACGCGCCUGUACUACGAGACGCCGCGGCUGACGGUGCUGAACCAGACGUGGGUGCUGAAGGCGCGGGUGAACGACUCGGAGCGGAACCCCAACCUCUCCUGCAAGCGCACCCUCUCCUUCCAGCUCAUCCUGAAGAGCAAGGUGAACGCGCCGCUGGAGUGCUCCUUCCUGCUGCUGGAGGGGCCCUACGACGACGUCCAGAUCCGCCCCGUCAUCUACCACUUCGUCUUCAGCAACGAGAGCAACGAGACCGACUACAUGGCGCUGCCCAUCCUCGACUCGGUGGAGUGCAACAAACUGCUGGCGGCCAAGAACAUCAACCUCCGCCUUUUUAUAUUCCAGAUCCAAAAAUGAGACUCGGGGAGCCGGGGGG
This is a messenger RNA of Chroicocephalus ridibundus (black-headed gull), 1275 nucleotides long. It is a transcript of the gene ZFTRAF1, whose product is annotated as zinc finger TRAF-type containing 1. The coding region runs from base 81 to 1256 and encodes 391 amino acids. The transcript is spliced from 4 exons. Gene Ontology annotation, cellular component: nucleus. Gene Ontology annotation, molecular function: zinc ion binding. The record is from RefSeq and is a predicted model, not a curated record. NCBI's taxonomy places the organism in Eukaryota, Metazoa, Chordata, Aves, Charadriiformes, Laridae.